UAACUCAAACCACCUUUCCCCACUCUCUCUCUCCCAUUCCAUUUCCUUUUUCACGCAAACCAACGCUCUCAAACAUUGGCACACUUCACAAUGGCGACGACGUUCCGGUACUCAUUUCUGAUCGUCCUAUUCCUGUGGUCCUCACCACCAUCCUCCGCCUCUUUCAACAACGAGAUAGCAGAACACUUUAUCAGAAACCUCAACCUCUUCCCUCCUCACGACAUCAACAUCCUCGAUAAUCCUAAUCUAAGAUCCACCGAUAACAAGAUCGUCGAGAAGCCGCUCAGAUUCCCAAACUUCUCCGGCCAAGACGGAGAUGUUUCCAUCGACGACUUGGCUCAUCGCGCUGGAUAUUACCCCAUUCAACACUCUCAUGCUGCAAAGAUGUUCUACCUUUUCUUUGAAUCAAGGAACAACAAGAAGGAUCCUGUUGUCAUAUGGUUGACUGGAGGACCUGGUUGUAGCAGUGAAUUGGCUGUGUUUUAUGAAAAUGGCCCUUUCAAAAUUGCUGACAACAUGUCCCUCUCCUGGAAUGAGUAUGGUUGGGACAAGGUAUCUAACCUCCUUUAUGUUGACCAACCAACUGGAACUGGGUUUAGUUACUCCACCGAUAAGCGUGAUAUUCGUCACGAUGAAGACGGUGUCAGCAAUGAUCUAUAUGACUUUUUACAGGCAUUUUUUGCUGAACAUCCUGAGUACGCUACAAAUGACUUUUUUAUUACUGGUGAAUCAUAUGCUGGGCAUUAUAUUCCGGCUUUUGCUGCUCGUGUUCACAAGGGAAACAAAGCUAAAGAAGGAAUUCAUAUAAACUUGAAGGGAUUUGCCAUUGGUAAUGGGCUCACUGAUCCCGGAAUUCAGUAUAAAGCUUAUGCAGAUUAUGCACUUGACAUGGGCAUAAUUGAACAGCCUGACUAUGACCGCAUCAACAAAGUGUUGGUUCCAGCCUGCGAAUUGGCAAUCAAACUAUGCGGCACAGAUGGAAAAAUCGCAUGCACAGCUUCAUAUUUUGUUUGUAAUACUAUAUUCAAUUCCAUCAUGUCACAUGCUGGAAAUAUCAAUUACUACGACAUCAGAAAGAAGUGUGAGGGAAGUCUUUGCUAUGAUUUUUCAAACUUGGAAAAGUUCCUGAACCAAGGAUCUGUUCGGGAUGCACUAGGGGUUGGAGAUAUUGAAUUUGUGUCUUGUAGCUCUUCAGUUUAUCAGGCUAUGCUUGUGGAUUGGAUGCGAAAUCUUGAAGUUGGUAUUCCUGCCCUCCUUGAAGAUGGAAUCAAUUUGCUUGUUUAUGCAGGGGAGUAUGAUCUUAUCUGCAACUGGCUUGGUAAUUCAAGAUGGGUUCAUGCCAUGGAAUGGUCUGGCCAGAAAGAAUUUGUUGCCUCACCUGAAGUUCCUUUCAUAGUUGAUGAUUCAGAAGCCGGAGUGUUGAAGAACCAUGGAACUUUAAGUUUCCUAAAGGUUCAUGAUGCGGGUCACAUGGUUCCAAUGGACCAGCCCAAGGCUUCUUUAGAAAUGUUGAAGAAAUGGACUCAAGGAACCCUUUCCAAAUCUGGAGCUGAUGAGGAAAUAUUAGUUGCAGAAUUGUAAUCUCUUCAUGCAAUUAGUCUACAACAACUUGAUGCAAUGAAAAAAAAAAUGUUGAGUGGGAUGUUUUUGUUCUACUAAACAAAGUUCAUACUAUCUAAAAUGUCAGAAUCAAGGCAAUGCAAGAAAAGAUUGAUUAUAUUGUUUCGAGUAUGUAUAUUUAUAUGCUUGUUUUGGUAAAAUCUGAGAGGUGUAUGUUGCUUACUUCCCAAACUUCAACCUAAACUCAUUAUAAUGCUUCCUUUUUGUUAGAAAA
Messenger RNA from Vicia villosa (hairy vetch), 1834 nucleotides. RefSeq names its product serine carboxypeptidase-like. Gene Ontology annotation, molecular function: serine-type carboxypeptidase activity. The transcript has 9 exons. Gene Ontology annotation, biological process: proteolysis. Gene Ontology annotation, cellular component: vacuole. The coding region runs from base 91 to 1581 and encodes 496 amino acids. The record is from RefSeq and is a predicted model, not a curated record. Lineage: Eukaryota; Viridiplantae; Streptophyta; Magnoliopsida; Fabales; Fabaceae.